Molecule: messenger RNA, 853 nt
Organism: Dimorphilus gyrociliatus
Lineage: Eukaryota; Metazoa; Annelida; Polychaeta; Dinophilidae
Source: the annotation of a GenBank genome assembly
AAUGAUGUUUGACUGGGAAAAUAGCGAUGAUGAAAUCCCGCCCUUUGAAAGAGACGUCACUUUAGACGAAACUGUUAUCUGUCAGUCAUUGGACAGAUUCGGCGAUAUCACUAUUGAUUUAACGGUCGAUUUGGCUGACAUAACUUUGGAUAAAACAAUUGAGAGGGUUGAUGGAGAGGCUUUGGAUGGAGGGCUUUGCUCAUGCGUGUCAUUAGAUAGACUAAACACAAGAAUAAUAUCAAAGCUACCCUUUUCAUAUGACAUGGAGCAAACACUAAAGGGGCGAAGAAGACUUGAUUCCCUAAAGGAAUUUUCUGAUAGAUUGGGAAGAUCUUUCAAAUCAAAUGGACGUUGUUUCACGUAUCUCCUCCUCGAUCCUAGAAUUUUAAAUAAUUUAGCGGAGAGAGCGAAAAAGACGCCUCUAAGUGACUUGGAGACCUUAAGACAAUUUGCAACAGGUAUAUUUUAUGUAGGUAAAGGACAGAGUUUUAGACCUUACGCUCACUUAGAGGAUGCAAUAAUCAAACGGGGAGCUGGCGGGCCUAAGAAUCAAGUUAUAAAUUCUAUCUGGCGAGCUGGAUACGGAGUUAUUGCUCUUCAUCUAUGGCAUGGUCAAUGCUCAAGCGAAGCUUUGGCAAGAGAAGCCAGUAUCAUAGAAGCCAUUGGCUUAAAUCGUUUAACCAAUGAAAAAAGUGGCUGGUUAAAGCCACCGAUUAGUACUUGGCCUCCUAAGGAGAGACGUCUGCUAGGCGUUGAGCUAAUUCGCUUAGCUUGUCAAAGAAUUCUAAUUGACGGAGAACGCCAAAUAAAAGCAUCAGACGUUUUUUCAUUAAACACUUGCCAUUCUAAAUAA